This is a messenger RNA of Ordospora colligata OC4, 624 nucleotides long. Its product is annotated as ADP-ribosylation factor 1. NCBI's taxonomy places the organism in Eukaryota, Fungi, Microsporidia, Ordosporidae. Gene Ontology annotation, molecular function: GTP binding; GTPase activity. Gene Ontology annotation, cellular component: cytoplasm. The record is from RefSeq and is a predicted model, not a curated record. The coding region runs from base 1 to 624 and encodes 207 amino acids. The transcript has a single exon.
AUGGGGAAUGCAUUGUCUAAGAUCAACAGCGUAUUGCAUGACAGAUUGCGGAGUUUGUUUUCUGGAGACAAGGAGCAGUCACUGGCAAUGAUUGGAUUAGAUGGGGCAGGAAAGACGACUCUUCUAUUCUAUUUACAGACAGGAGAGGUGCAUACGACGGUGCCUACGCUUGGAUUCAACUGCGAAGUAGUGAAUGUGGGAAGUUUGAAGUUUGUAGUGUGGGACAUUGGAGGACAGAGUACGUUCAGGAGAUUCUGGAAAGACUAUGUGAAGGACAAAUCUGGGAUUGUAUACAUGGUUGAUGCAGUGGACACGAUGAGAUUUGCCAGUGCAAAGGAAGGAUUAUGGGAGAUUCUGAAAGGGCUGGAGAGGAGCAGCAUGCCUCCGGUGCUGGUAUUUGCAAACAAGAUUGAUCUGAUAAAGACUGAGGAGGGCAGGAAGACAGCGGUGAGCAGCAUAUACAAUGCGCUUGAACUGAAGGAGUACUCUGGAGCAUCGUGUGUGGUUCCGAUCAGUGUGUAUGAAGCAAACUCAGUGACGAACGAGGACAACCGAAGGAGGAUUAUUGAGGCGUUUGAGUGGUUGAAUAAAGAGCUGAAGCAAGUGGAUGCAAAUGCAUACUGA